AUGCAAAUUCUCAAUAGUCAAUGGGCAACUACUGUAUGUAGUUUCUUCGAAACAAAUCAAACGACACAACGUAACAAAUAUCUUCAAUUAUGUCAUCAACUACAGUUUACAUUAUCAACAAAUAAUACUUCAUCCAUAUUUCCAAAACAGCAAGUUGAUAGACAACAAUGGAAAGAUCUCACAGACUGGAUUCAACUAAAUCGACAUGCGAAUCCUCCAACUCUUGAAUUGAAAGGGAACAAAGUUAUGUUAUUAUUAAAUAUCUAUUAUGAUUAUUAUUGUAAUAAUCAACUGACAUUUCUCAAUACACUGUUACCAUUGAUUGAAAGCAUGUUACAAUCAUUACCAGGAGAAUUACGAGUUUUUCGAGCGUUUUUGCAACCUGAACAAUUUAUGAUUGGAUAUUCUAGAGAAAAUGAUAAUGCCGACAAGGAUUUUCUUAACAGUUUAUUCAGAGUUGAUUGCAAAGACGAAGAUGAAUUAUGCAUUCAUCAUUCACUUGUAAAUCUUCUAGUCAUGUUUCUUAUGGGUGGUGGCAAACAAAGUUUUUUAUGGACAUUUGCAUUUCAUCCAUUGACAUUGCAGAAUAAAUUUGGCUUUGCGUCACCAGCAUAUCAUUCGGAACAAUGGUGUACAUUAUGA
Rotaria sordida is the source of this 642-nucleotide messenger RNA. The record is from the annotation of a GenBank genome assembly. NCBI's taxonomy places the organism in Eukaryota, Metazoa, Rotifera, Eurotatoria, Philodinida, Philodinidae.